Molecule: messenger RNA, 1144 nt
Organism: Micropterus salmoides (largemouth bass)
Lineage: Eukaryota; Metazoa; Chordata; Actinopteri; Centrarchiformes; Centrarchidae
Gene: mrpl2
Product: mitochondrial ribosomal protein L2
Exons: 8
Coding region: 106-1002 (298 amino acids)
Biological process (GO): cytoplasmic translation
Cellular component (GO): ribosome
Molecular function (GO): RNA binding; structural constituent of ribosome
Source: RefSeq, a predicted model, not a curated record
GUAUACGUCAUCAGUGCGCGACGUAGCGUGCAGGACUGAAGGACGCCGAAAAGAAGCUUGAGAUGAAAUGAGUCAAUUAUAAAGCUCUGUCAGCAGGACGCUGUUAUGAUGGCGGUUUCGUGUCUAACUCGAGCUCUGCGCUCCCUGACCCUCUCCCAGCCUGCUCUGCUCUCCUCGCAGGCAGUUGCCCAGACUAAACUGGGAACCCAGGUGUCCAGUGCAGUCGGACAGUGCAGAGGCUUCCUCACCACAGCCUCUCUGGAGCAGAACAGGACGUUUUGGAAGCAGAGGGAGAAGUACACCAUCAGGCCCAUAGGAAUGAAAAAGACAGGAGGCCGAGAUCACUCAGGAAGGAUACGGACACAUGGCAUUGGCGGUGGCCAUAAACAGAAAUACCGGUGGAUAGACUUUCAGCGCCUGCGCUAUGAACCAAACAAAGAGGACCAGCCCUUUGAAGAGAAGGUUGUUGAAGUGCGAUACGACCCAUGCAGGUCUGCUGACAUUGCCCUGGUAGCUGGAGGCAACCGGAAAAGAUGGAUUAUAGCUACAGAGAACAUGCAGGCUGGAGAUGUCAUUAAAACAUCUGGAGUGAUUGGACGCAUGGCAGUCUCAGCCAAUGAGGGUGAUGCUUUCCCACUGGGAGCCCUUCCUGUGGGGACACUGGUAAACAACCUAGAGAUACUACCAGGGAAGGGAUCAGAGUACAUUCGUGCUGCAGGUACAAGUGGUGUUUUGCUCCGUAAAGUAAAUGGAACAGCGAUCAUUCAGCUUCCUUCCAAGCAGCAGGUUCAGGUACUGGAGACCUGCAUGGUAACGGUGGGACGCGUGUCCAACAUUGACCACAACAAACGGAUCAUUGGCAAAGCUGGUCGCAAUCGCUGGCUUGGCAUUCGCCCCUCGAGCGGCUUGUGGCAGAGAAAGGGAGGGUGGGCAGGACGCAAGAUUAAACCGCUCCCUCCGAUGAAGAGUUACGUCAACCUGCCCUCAAUCUCUGCUAAAUAACACAAGUCUGGACGUGUUUGGGACUGGAGAUUGCUGUAUCUUGCUUAUAAUCAUCUCGUAUUAUUAUUUUUGGUUCUCACGAUGAAAACAAAUCAAUUGUUCGGAGAGAAUACAUGAAUAAAGACAAGCCCUUUGUACAGAA